AUGGAGGCUGUAUUAUCAUCUUCAUCCUCAUCGACGCUUGAAUGGCCAGGCAGGUUCGUGUUUGAUCCACUAGACGAAGUGCUAGUGGUUCACUAUCUUCAUCCCAAGGCCACGGAAAUUUCCUACUGUAAAUGCCUUGAAGUAAUCCCAGAACGCGAUCUUUACGGCACUGAAGAACCAUGGCAGAUUUGGGAGAAGAUGGAAGAAGCUAAAAACUGUAUACGGAACAAAGAAGAGAUGUUCUUCUUCACAAGAUUGAAGAGGGUCUCUUCCAAGUCCAACCGUCGUUGCAAGAGAAGCAUCGGCAAAGGUUGUUGGAAAGUGUCCAAAUCACGACGAAUGCUAGAAACAUUCGAAGCAGAAGAUGGGGGAGCAUCAGCCACUACCGAAGGAGUAAUGGUUUCACCCUAUAUCCAACUCUUCACCUGA
Molecule: messenger RNA, 429 nt
Organism: Quercus lobata
Lineage: Eukaryota; Viridiplantae; Streptophyta; Magnoliopsida; Fagales; Fagaceae
Product: NAC domain-containing protein 41-like
Exons: 2
Coding region: 1-429 (142 amino acids)
Biological process (GO): regulation of DNA-templated transcription
Molecular function (GO): DNA binding
Source: RefSeq, a predicted model, not a curated record